Molecule: messenger RNA, 8082 nt
Organism: Scatophagus argus
Lineage: Eukaryota; Metazoa; Chordata; Actinopteri; Scatophagidae
Gene: ptgfrnb
Product: prostaglandin F2 receptor inhibitor b
Exons: 15
Coding region: 319-2991 (890 amino acids)
Source: RefSeq, a predicted model, not a curated record
UCUCUCUCUCUCUCUCUCCUCAAUCAACCUCUCCCCCUCUCUUAUCAGUUUCGUCCUCGUUCCCAGAAGACACACACCAAACCGGUUCAGUGUCAGUGUGAGAAUCCUAACAUGGAUUCGGAUUCGGUAUAAAUCCGGUCUCCGGUUGUGCGGCUCCGCCCGGUGUGCGUUGCGGGACUGACUGCACAGAUCUGAAGAGUUUUAUUGGAUUGAUCGACAGCGGCGGGAGAAGAGGACUGGUGUUACCCCACGCACAGGACAAAGAGACCGGGAGGGGGGAAAAUUAAGGAAACAAGAUAAGAGUGGAAAAGGCUAGGAAUGAAAAUGGACAACUGUCUUCCAGCGCUCGUUUUUGGUCUUUUAAUGCUCGGUGGCUGCCUGGCCCGGGUGGUGACGGUGUCUCCUGGUCCAUUAAUUCGGGUGGAAGGGCAGCCGGUAUCCAUCAGAUGUGAUGUCAAUGAAUAUUCUGGACCACGGGAGCAGGAUUUCGAGUGGAUGAUGUCCAGGGAUGCCACCAGUCAGAGGAUUAAGAUAAUCUCCACCUUCGAUGCCAGCUACUCCCACCCGUCGCUCAGCAAGCGCGUCGCGUCCGGCGACAUCUCUGUGGUUCGGCUCCAGGACAACGAGGUGGAGCUUAAGAUAGCCGAGGCGAAGGAGACGGACGCCGGCUUCUACUGGUGUCAAACGCCGAGCACCGACUCCGUCAUCAGUGGCAACUACGAGGCUCAGGUCCAACUCACAGUCAUUGCCAACACCCUCAAGGUCUCCCCCCAGACUCCGCCCUCAGCCGUCCCAGAAGGAAAUGACAUCACGCUAUCCUGCAACGUCACCCGGGAACUCACCCUCCCCACCUACCUAUCCGUCACCUGGUCGGUGAAGAAAGGAGCAACGUCGGAGGACAUUUUAACGUUUGGCCCUCAGGGAGAUGUGACGGUGGCGCCGAAGUUCGAACGCCGCUAUACGGACGGAGGCAUCCGAUUGGUUCCCAGGAAAAACGGAUUGUUCGAAUUGGUGAUUUCCAGAAUGACGUCGUCUGACGAGGGGAUUUACGAAUGCAACGGAACGGAAUGGACGCAUGAAAACGGGAAAUGGAUAAAAAUCGUGGAGAGCACGAAAGAGAUGGGAACCGUCUCUGUUACGCCUACAGGUCAGUCCCUCAGCGUGAAGGCUACAUCCACCUCCUCACCCUCCUCUGCGACUCUUCUCCUCUCCCCUGGUAACACGCUUACCCUCCUGUGCUCCAUCUCCACCGACAACCUGGCCGCCCUCGCCCUGGAGGUGACCUGGCUGGCAGACGGCCGCGAUAUCAUCACCAUGGAGCGCAGCGGGGUGGUGAUCUCGAACACGUCCUCCACCGGAGUGCAGGGAAAGCGGGGGGAGGCGAGCCUGGAGCGUACGGGAGCUGGAGAAUACAAGCUGGGGGUGAGGGGGGUGAGCGUGGAGGACGGAGGGGCUUACACCUGUCGCAUCCGAGCCUUCAUCGAGAAAGGAGGGAAGAGCGCGGGGGGAGGAGGGAGGUGGCACAUGGCGGCUGAGAAAACAUCAAGCCCCGUGACGGUGAAGGUGUCGGAGAUCGAACCGAGCUUCACGCUGACCCUUGAAUCCGUCAUGAGCCCCCAGAUGACGGCUGAACCCACAGAGCUGGCAUGUCAUGUGACCAACAUUACCCAUUUACCCCUGGGAGGCAGACUAGGUGUCACCUGGGAGCACACCACACUCCCUGGUAUAGGGGAUGAUCCCCAGACCUCACAUUCCAUUGGCUCUCUGGACGGGCAUGGUAACCUGUUGCCAGGGCCGAUGUACUCUGAUAGGCUGAAGAGCGGCGCGUUGUCCCUGACCAGAGUCCAGCCCGACACAUUCAAACUGCGAUUCCUCCGCACACAGGAGGUCGACAUGGGACUGUAUGCUUGCACUGUGUCUGCUUGGAGUGUUAACAGCCAGGGUGACAUGUUGAAGAUGGCUGAGCACCAGAGCUCACCGCAGACCGUACGAUGGGUUACCAAACGUCCCUCUCUCAACGUCGUUGCCAAGCACAUCCGUGAAGCCUCAGUUGGCGGAGCUACCUUUGAGAUGAGCUGCACCGUGGACACUGAGAACCUCGGGGAGGUGGGCUACUCGGUGCUCAUCCAAUCACAGGACAGCCUGGAGGGCAACGUAAGAACCAUCAUGACUCUCAGCCCUGACAACGUCGUGCAGCACGGAGGAGUCACAGACCCCAACAGGAGAGACAGUCUGGUUCUGACAAAGUCCGGUCCGACAGAGUUUCGCUUUCGCCUAGCCGGCGUCCAGUUGUCCGACAGAGGUUACUACUGGUGUGACAUCACCGCGUGGACGAAACAACAGCCAGGACAAACUUGGACCAGAGUUACCAGCGCAGAGUCGAACAAAAUCAAGAUCGACUUUCAAGAGAACGGGCCUUCCUUCUCCAUCGCCAUCCAAUCGGACGUCAGCAGUGUUUAUCCGUGGGAAACAGCCAAGAUGGAGUGUUCGCUCAGCGUCUCUGGGUCCUCGCCGAAGACUGAUGACCUGGCAUACGAGGUGCGUUGGUUUUUCACCAGGCUGCGCGGCGGAGAGACAACUACCCAGGUGGCCAGCGUCGACCGCUUCGGCGUCGUCAGGAAAGAAGCCCGUAACUCGUCCAGCGACAUUUCGAUAGAGCGCAAAGACACGCACACUUACGUGCUGAACAUUCACGGCACUCAGGACAGUGACAGCGGUGAGUAUCACUGCAUUGCCACUCCCUGGUACCUGUCAGCCUCAACAGGAGCCUGGACUCAAGCCGGAGAGCUGACGUCAUCUCGAAUCUUCCUCACAGUUAGAUUUGCUGUGUGGGAGUCCUUAAAGUUACCUCUCUUAUAUGGCGUAUCAGCCUCGAUAGGUGUGGGCCUCUUCUCCCUGGUCCUGGGUCUGGUGUGCGCCCAGUGUUGUUGCCGCAACACCGCACACACUCCACGCUCACGCAAUAAACUGAUGGACUUGGAGAUGGACUGACAAACACUUUCCCCCGCACCCACACACUGCAGCGCUCACAGGAAACACCACACACACAACAGACACACGCCCAUAGAUGAUUACUGGGACACCCAGUUGUUUCCACGCGACGGACGUUGGGAGUAAAAUGGCGUAUCGCUUUGGAAACCGAAGCCGGACUGAUGAUUCGCAGUGCUUCGAGAGGUGCCCAGGAAUUUUACAGCUCUGCAGUGGUGGAGCAGGGGACUAAUGGGGAAAAUAGCCUUUGAGACAAUUUGAAUCUUUGGCGCUUCCAGUGAUUUUUUUUUUUUUUCACAAAUACAUUUGUUCCCUGUUAAGACUACAGCACAACAAGAAACUCUUUAGACUUUAAUUUCUGAGGAACUUCUGAGAUAUCACUGCCACUUGGGAAUAAAGGACCACUAAACAGAUCUGCUGCCUCUGUAACCACCAGGAAUAACAAAUAAAGUGCUCAGGCUGGACUACUUUUUUUUUUUUUUUUUUUCUUCUUCAGAUGCCAAGGCUCACCGCAACGUACGAACACUUCCGCUCAAAGUAGCAGCACACCAGCAAAACCCCUUGACUUCUCAAGGGAGAAAGAAAGGAAAACUGAAGGGGUGGUUGGGGGUUGGAGAGACAGAAGUUCAUCUUCUGUUCAUUGUAUCUGCACUUUGACAUAUCCCUGUUAAGUCACGUGGCUGAAGUUAGUGUGUUAUUGUGUGAGACUGGUGGUUUAGGCAGCCUGAGCCUUAUUUCUGUCAAGUUCAUACAGGCAGCAGAAGUCCUAGGAAGUGAACAUGCUCUGCGUGCUUUCCACAUGAAAGGUAUUGCACUAGAACUACCACUCCAGAGUAUUCCUACCUUAACAAAAGGACGAUAUUUACCUUUAUUCUCUAGUUUUAUGAAAAUUGAGAGAUUUUAAAAAUGAGAGACAUUUUUAAGCUUUACAAGGAGAUAUGCAGUUAGUGUGUUUGUGUGUGAGAUAUACCGUACGUGGUGCCAAUAUCUUGAACUAACAGAGGUGUGCUGGGUUCAUUUUGUCAGAUCAACACUUGAACAGCCACUGAAAGUGGCCACAGCAAGCACUCUUCUUUUAUAAAUAUUCAUAAAUGUAUCCAGCUGGGUUUUUUUUUUUUUGUUUUGCCCGAGUCUCGUGUGCGUUACUGUGCGAGUGCUGUGCUACAGUAUGUGAGAGUUGCAUGUACUUUUUUUUUAUAAUGACAGACUGAUGUCACUCAUGAGCCUUUUCCAGGGUUAACUUUUGAUGACAUCGAAGUACAUCCAGAUUUUUUUAACCUAGACGUCUUUCCACUAAUGUCAACUUCGAUGUGCGCACAGUGUGAGCAACGUGACUCUCUUAUAACGAGUCUUUUAUAACUAUAUAAAAGAGUGUGGGUGGUGCAAGAAACAGGAAAAAGCAUGCCAGCUUUUUAAAGGAAUAGUUCAAUGGGAAAUAAACGCUUUUCGCUGUCUUUCCGAAAUAGAAAUUUGGUACAAAGCGAGAGUCAGGAUGUGGUUAGCUAGUUAGUUCGGCUCUGUCCAGAGGGAAUAAAGACACCUCUAAAGCUCAAUAAUGAACACACUUUAGAUCGUGUAUUCUUAAUGAACUGAAAGAGGACAUUUUUGCUUGAGGAGAAGGUGUGUGCUUUGACUAUCUCUUGGCUGGUAAAAACAGAUCAAGUGUUGUAGUAAUGUAAUUUUUACUGUUUGAGUUCAGAUUGAACAAAGAGAAAGUGUUAUUAGCAAACAUUAAUUACAAUCAUUAUGGUCUUCUUGCUAAGCUGACAAUGUUCUGAGUCCAGUUUUGUUCCAACAUGCAGUCAUGACAAUACCAAUCAUCUCAUCUAACUCUCAAAAAGAAAGCAAAUAAUCUUAUUUCCCCGAGUAUUCAACUAUUCCUUUAAACAUCACAUGACUUAAGUCAUUUUUGGGAAUCCUUUUGUUUGCUGUCUUACCAGAUUCAGAGGAGGAAAUUGAUAGAUCCAUCUGUGUGUGAGAUUUCAGAUGUGGUUAGCCUAGCCUAGCCUAGCCUAGCUUAGCUUAGUGUGAAGACUUCUCACAAAUGAUUAUCCUUCAGGAACUCAUUUACCCAUUUCUAAUAAAGCCAUAUAAAGCCUUGCAUUCUCACCUUCACCAUUUUACAUGAUAUAAACGAGACCUGCAAAUAGCUAGAAGACACGUUCUCUCACUUUGUGUUUAGCUAAGCAAACUGUAUUUCUCAAAAUGUCAAACUAUUCCUUAAAUGUUGCUGACUAGCUAGCAAAGUAGUCAGAAAACUUUCAGUAAAUUGGUUUCAAUUCUCAAAUACAACACUUUUCCCAAUGCAUUUGAGAUUUUUCUGUCUCAGAAUAAAAGCUAUAGAAAACUGGUAAGUUUAGCCAAAACAGAAAAUCAGAUGUGCAGAACAUAGAACAGAGAGAAAUUUCCACCUCUGUUCAGCUUCUAUCAGCUGACAUCUAUUGAGUGUCUGUGGUGUUUUACUAGCAACUGAAUGAAUUGCGACUGCAGUAUUAUGUAGACAGUUAUGUGAACACACACUCACAGUUCCACCAACAACACACACAAAGUGUGGAGGUUUGCGUCCAAAACCCAGCAGGAUCCAAGCAGACCUGUUAGGUUUGCAGCAAAAUGUGCCAGGCUGUGUUUCCUCCUUAACUGACUGGACUUGGAUUAAUUAAAAAAGAUACUUUAAGCAACUAUCAGAACAUUAUGAGCAAUAUCAAGAUGUAGUGGGGUCACAGCUUGUGUGAACGCCCCGAGGACAUUUGUUUGCUGAUCGGAUGUCGGAUUUUUCCAACAGUGCGCUUCCGAAUUGUAGGGUUGGUUUGAGAGUCGCAGUAUUCCAAAUCUGGAGUUAUAUUCAUAUAACAGAGAGAUCCUAGAACAUUGAUACUGUUCUGUUUUCUUCUGCACACUGAGGGGUACAGCUGAAAACUCACUUUGAGAAGUAUUUAUACUAUAUGUGUGUGUUUUGGCUUGAUUGAAGGUGACAUUUACUUCAGAAAGUCCCAAUAAGUUUCCAAAAACCCUCUCCCAGAGUAUGUGUGUGUUCUCUCUGUGACAGUGCUUUCGCAGUAUUCCAAAUAAGUUUUACCACUAUCACUAAUACACACACACACACACAUAUAUUCACAGUACUUGAGCAGUGAAAGACAGGGCUCUGUGCUAAAUGUUUUUAACAGUAACACACAUAAGUAGCAUUGAUACACAUCACUGAAUAUAUCACUGCAAGACUUCCCCAGUGUCCUUUUAGUUUGUCAUUUUAUUGCAAUGAUUAUGAUGAAUCAUGAUGGGGUUUUUUUUUUCUAAAUAAAUUGAUUUGUAAGAUGUAUUCAUUUUGUAAAUGAAUUUAUAUGUUCUUAUUUUAUUGUGUUUUGUUUUUUUGUUGGUUUUUUUUUUGGCAGUGAUGAUGAGGUACUGUUUUUGAUAUUAUAGCAACAAGUGAAAUCAACUGCAGUGAUCUCAUUGUGUGCUGCUUAAUGCUGAAAAUGCUUGUCAAAGUGGCUGUCGAAAAACAGCCCAGGUGCUUUCAUCAUACUUUAUUUAACAAAGAAGUUAUCAGACAAAAAAAAAUGUAGACAAAAAGUUUUAACUCCCCUGAAAAUAAUAACUUGAACUUUUUUUUUUUCUGACUGUGGAUUCUAAAAUAGGAGAAAUCUAAUUUGUUAAUUAAUUAGCUUUUCCUGUCAGAGACAAUUCAAAUAGGGCAGUUCCUGGAAUGUUAAACUGCUCAAAAAGGUGAGGUUUUUUUCUGUUUAUGUCCCCUAAAAUGUCUGACCUGGAAUAUAUUGAUUUGUUGUCCAAAGUGUGUCACAAGAGAAGUGUCUUCACAUUCCUUUGCUGAAGACGGAGAUACCUCACAAAUUCCAAAGCCAGUCACCAUCUAAUUUACAAAUACCACUACUCCCAUUUGGCCAGUUCUUGGUUCGCUAACAGGAUGUGAACUCACGGAAACAUCAUAGCAGAUAUUGUAUUUUUCACAACCUCUACUGUGGCAGCCAUUGCCAGUUACAAUCUAACAAACAUUAACAAAAGAUGCUAACUACUCUUGCCGUUCUGGUAUGUCUGACCCCUCAUCUGAGCCUGGCUCAGACUGAGUCUCACACAUGUAAAAGUUAUGGCUGAAUCUCUCUGAUGUUUCCUCUGAUGGUGUGUUCAGACAAAAAGAGAAUAGAGUUUUUCAUACGUCUAGAUGGCAUAUGAAGAUAAGAUAAAAAAUCUGCACACUUUACAGAAUGUUGAUUGUUGAAGAUCGGAUGCUGCUCAGCUGCUGAGGGCCUGAAAGCUCUGGAGGAGAGCUGCAGAAUGUAGGAAAACCAAGUCAAAUUUUACUAUCUAAAAUAUAAUGAUGCAGCAGCUAUUAUGCACUUCCUUUUCACAAAUUAUUUAGAUACAAAGGAGCCUCCGAGUAGGUGUUUUCCAACUGUAUAUGCUAACUAACAUUUUAGAAAUGAUGUUGGUUGUGUGCUGUCAAAUUCUGUCAUGCACUACUGAGUGGACUAUUGUAUCACAGCCCUGCAGAGUAUGAAAGUUGAUAUAAGACAUUAUUUUAGCACUAGCUAUCAACUGUUGACAAUUUAACCAGUUUGACCUUUUUUACAUUUAACAUUUGGGAGAAGCCAUCUUGCUGUUAAAUUACAUUACACUUGCCACUUGAGAAUUUCCCCACUGCAGGACUUUUAAAGGCCUAUCUUAUCUUAAUGUUUGCACAGAUUCACAUUGGAUGGUAUUUUGUUGUAUCAGCUCCUGCUGCUCCUACAAACUCAUUCCUGUGUUCACCUGGUAUUUUAUCCUGUGUUAGCUAUUAGCUUCAUGGGUCAUACUAUUGUUUUAAGUACCCACACAGAUACUAUAGAAAUCAAAUCUAAGUACAGAUAUCGUCACUUGGAACAAAACACACUAAUUAGAGUUUUCAACAAAUGUUCGCAUUUUGUCAUCACUUAAAGAUAUCAUUGCGCACAAAAUGUUAAUACCCACAGUGCAAUAAAAGGAGCUCUGACUGACUUGAAUGUGGGGUCAACUGGCCAAUCAGAGGACCCCCUCCGCCGCUCUGUAAGUUAUCAGUUCAUCAGAGAUUUAAAUCAACGAAAUUAAAUAGUAUUAUUAAUGUUA